AUGCUUCGUCGCCCGUGCUCCAUCCAUGCUCUCCGCCUGGCAACUCCGCCAACCUGCAGUAGAACUGCCUUCCCAACCCUUCUCAGACGCACACGCGACCACAUCCGAGUUGACCACACCCGCCCAUUCUCCUCGAAAUCGGCGCUGCGCAACGCUGCCCCGUCACCCACACACUAUGAAAUCCUCAAGUUGCCACCGACCGCGACGGCGGCCGAGCUAAAACGCCAAUUCUACAUUCUUUCCAAAGAAACACACCCGGAUCACAACCGAGAUGACCCCAAAGCAGGCGACCGCUUCGCACAGAUCAGCGAAUCCUACUCGGUACUGGCGAACCCCGAGAAGCGCAAAAGAUAUGACCGCGACGUGAUGCGUACCCACCAUGCUUCCAGCCGGCGUCACCAUGGCUCACAUUCGUCGCACAGCAGCUACGCCGGCUCACGACCCGCCACAGGCUUGAGCAAGCGUCGCAGUGCGUUCAAGGGUCCACCGCCCAGUUUCUACGCCCAUGGGAAGCCCUCCGCCAACACGGCGCAGCAAGCUCAGUCGUCCUCGUCGAGCGGUGGAGAUCAACACAUGGCAGGGACCUUCAAUGCAAGUUCUUACACCGACCCAGGCUAUCACGACCCAGCGUUCAAUGCGUCCGCGGUAUUCAAAACCCAGACGCACGAGGACUACCGGCGAGCGAACCGCCGUGCUGCCGAGGUGGCUGCGGUGCAGGCACUGGCAGAGGACGAAGGGAACUUCUGGACGCGGUUCAUUGUGGUGUCUGGGAUCCUGGUGCUCACCGUCACGUUUGCUUCGUUUAUUGCUUCCAAGUCGGUUCCGAGGUCUGGGAAAGGCGGCCUUCUGAAAGCAGAUGGAAGCCGUCGGGAUGGGGUGAAGAAAUGA
This is a messenger RNA of Exophiala bonariae, 888 nucleotides long. RefSeq lists its product as uncharacterized. NCBI's taxonomy places the organism in Eukaryota, Fungi, Ascomycota, Eurotiomycetes, Chaetothyriales, Herpotrichiellaceae. Bases 1 to 888 code for a protein of 295 amino acids. The transcript has a single exon. The record is from RefSeq and is a predicted model, not a curated record.